CAUUGUUGAAGAAGAUAGAGAAAAUUGUAUAAACGAGGUCUGGCCAGAAUCCCACUUUACUCUGAAAUUCACAGAGCAACAGAUAGCAUCAUUGUCCUCUGUUCAUCCCUAAAUUCAAGAAGGAGAGAUGGCCGAUCUGACACCUGUUCAAGUUGAAGAAGCCAGAGAUCAUUUUGAGAUCUAUGAUUUCAAUGGCGAGGGCAAGAUUGAUGCUGUCAAUUUGGGUGAUUGCAUCCGCUCUUUGAAUCUCAGACCAACUGAACAACUUAUUGAAAGCUUAGGGGGUACGAAAAAGCCAGGCGAGAAAAAGAUGACCUUUGAAGAAUUUUUACCAGCCUACAGUCAAGCUAAAAAAGAUAAGGAUUUCGGUACCCUAGCUGACUUUCUGGAAGGAUUCAAGGUUUACGAUAAAUUGGAAAAUGGCACAAUGCUUAUGGCAGAAUUGGCCCAUGUAUUAGUAUCUCUAGGAGAAAGAAUGACUGACGACACUAUUGAGGAUGUUCUGAAGAGCCAUGCAGGCGAAGAAGAUGAAGACGGUUACAUCCAUUACGAACCAUUCCUCAAAGGAGUACUUAAUGGACCAUACCCUGCACCACCAGAAGAAAAGUAAGCGUCGAGCCAUCAUCCUUCCAAUCUUGAAAUCCGUACAACUGGUUUUAAAUGAUUAAACUUUGCAGGAAUCGCCAAACAUGAUGAAAAACAUGCAUUGAGAAGACAUCUUAAAUAAUUCAAUGCCGUCAUCAAAAAUACUUCUGAAUUGUUGCUACGGAUUACAAGAUUUGCCUAAAUUGUUGUAAACUUAUCAAAAUAAAUAAUAAAUAGUCUUUUAAACGUUUCCUUAAUUUACAAAUUCAUUAGCUGAAAAAAAAAGAGAAAUUGAAAAGUAAUUAUUUAAAACAAUACUAAGUAAAACUAACAAAGUUUAUAUUGCAAGAAUAUUAAAUGAGUUAAUGUUGCAAUAUAAACUUCUUUGAUAUCUUAAAACACUUGAAUAGAAAUAAAAUAAAUUGAAGCAUA
This is a messenger RNA of Centruroides sculpturatus (bark scorpion), 1017 nucleotides long. RefSeq names its product myosin light chain alkali-like. The record is from RefSeq and is a predicted model, not a curated record. Bases 128 to 610 code for a protein of 160 amino acids. Gene Ontology annotation, cellular component: muscle myosin complex. The transcript is spliced from 6 exons. Gene Ontology annotation, molecular function: calcium ion binding. Lineage: Eukaryota; Metazoa; Arthropoda; Arachnida; Scorpiones; Buthidae.